AUGGAGUCUCAGCAAUUUCAUCUCCUAGGAGAAUCGCCUGCAUCUACACGGACAGUCACCUUCCACAAGGAUGCCUCAUUAGAGGAUGUGAAGGAUGUCAUCGCCUCACAUUUUGCGAUCGUUGUUCCUGAAGGAAUCGCUUUCGAGCGGAACGGCAUUGCAGUAACAGAAGUUUCAGACAUUCUGUCGUCAGAAGAUGCGAUCACUAUCACCAUCGAUGGACAUGCCGUGCGGGAUGCCCCAGGACCAAAAGGACUCCCUUACGUUGGAAACUUUUUCGAAGUGUUUCCCGACCACCUAGGAAACCACCAGCGUCUCUUCGAAAAGUACGGCCCGCUAUUCAAGACGACCAAUAUGGGCCGAACGGUGUGGCACAGCAACGAUCCAGAUAUUGCGGCUGCCGCCUUCGCCGAGUCGGACUUCUUCACCAAGAAGAUCAACGAGAGCCACCCGCUCUUUGGUAUCAAACAACCACAGGCUGGCGUGUUUCUGGGUGACACUGACACUCCCGAGUGGCGCGUUACACACAAGUUCCUCCCUCCGGCGCUGGGACCGAAGGCAGUGAGACAUUAUGCGCCGACCAUGCAGAAGACUAUUGAGGAGGCCUACAAAGUAUUCGAUCAUUUUGACGAGCAAGGACAGUCGUUCAACGCGUACAUUUACAUGUUGAAGCUUGGAUCUCAGGCGGUGGCAAAACUCACUCUCGGCGUUGACCUGGAGCACUUCUCAUCGCCAAAUGCGCCUGUGCAUGAGAUUGUACGACUGAUUGCUGAGACCUUAACCCUGAACAAGAAGGUCACUUCCUGGGGCAGCUGGUAUGCUUCGUUGCCCUUCGGCGACCCUGCAGCGCUCAAGAGCAAGCAACAUCGCAUGGAACAAAUCAUUAUCAAGGCUGUUGAGGAUGCUGAGCGGGGUGGCACCUCCGACCUUCCCCUGCAAGACGCCGCUCUCACCGCAAAGAACAUGGUCGAUUACGCACUUCGAGCAACAGAUAACAAGGGCGAGAAGCUGCCCCUCACAUCCAUGGCGCAUGCGCUUGUCGUCGCCACUGGUGCCGGCUUCACCACUACCUCCUCACUUCUGUCAUGGCUUCUCUACGGCAUCGUCACAUACCCUGGCGUCCAAGAAAAGCUUCUCCAAGAACUCGUCGACAAUGAUUUUACCGAUGACAUGGAGCUCACCUCUGACUUCACAGACAAGCUCACCUACCUCGACCGUUUCAUCAAGGAGACUCAGCGCAGACACAACCCCUCCUUCCAACCUGGCCGCACUGCAAAGGCUGACCUCAUCCUUCCAGGCGGUUACAAGCUGCCCAAGGACUCUGUCAUCAUCCCAGCGCUUCACCACAUCCACAACAACCCUGCACUAUGGGACAACCCAGCCAAAUUCGACCCUGAGCGAUGGGAGACGCCCGAAGUCAAGAACAGGCACAAGGCAGCGUACAUUCCGUUUGCGGCGGGUCCGCGCAUGUGCAUCGGGUUCAAUUUUGCGCUACAGGAGGUCAAGAUCUUCCUGCCCAAGCUCAUUUGGCGGUAUCACUUCACCAAAGAUGGAGAUGAGACUAUUGAGUACGAUCCUAUGUUCCAGCUGAUCCGUCCGAACAACCUGUAUGUCCGAGCAGAGAGGAGAGGUAAGUGGCCACCGAAGACGGAAAAGGCGGAUUCGGUCAUUGAUGCGGCAAUCACGGGACAGCCUUAGUGGGCUGUAAUGUACGCAUGUGAUGCAUUGUUUGUGGAGUUUGGUAUAGGAUGGAGGCUAGAGCAUUUAAUACCC
Paraphaeosphaeria sporulosa is the source of this 1773-nucleotide messenger RNA. RefSeq names its product cytochrome P450. The record is from RefSeq and is a predicted model, not a curated record. Gene Ontology annotation, molecular function: heme binding; iron ion binding; monooxygenase activity. NCBI's taxonomy places the organism in Eukaryota, Fungi, Ascomycota, Dothideomycetes, Pleosporales, Didymosphaeriaceae. The transcript has 2 exons. Bases 1 to 1698 code for a protein of 565 amino acids.